This is a messenger RNA of Acinonyx jubatus (cheetah), 2634 nucleotides long. It is a transcript of the gene ABHD8, whose product is annotated as abhydrolase domain containing 8. NCBI's taxonomy places the organism in Eukaryota, Metazoa, Chordata, Mammalia, Carnivora, Felidae. The transcript is spliced from 6 exons. The coding region runs from base 824 to 2122 and encodes 432 amino acids. The record is from RefSeq and is a predicted model, not a curated record. Gene Ontology annotation, molecular function: catalytic activity.
GUUAAACUGGCUCGUCUGUGAAAUUCCAAUUCAUCUGUUUAAAGGUUUAACGAAUAAUAAUUUCCGGGACUUGAUAUCACAAAGCCGUGGUUUUAAGUCCACUUCUGCCCUACAGUCCCACAUCUUGCCUUGUGACUUUGUGCCCUUCAUGAGCCUCAGUUUCCCCACCUGAAAUUGGAAAGAUCUGGGAACCUCUAGAACAGAAAGGUCAGCACAGAGAGAGGACCAUAGGGCCCCCUUUGGAGGGUACAGGGCAGUUUGGAGGCAGAGGCUAGCCGAGGGGAUCCUCUUCGCAGUAAAGGGCUCCAGCUGCUACCUCCCAGGAGCUCCGCAGACCCCGGUUUGGGCCCCCUUCUCGGCCUUGGGGCCAGGCCCAAUCCCUCCCUCCACCUUGUUAAGUCCCUAAAGGGGGCGGGGUCGUUAAUUCAUGAGCCCGCCUCCAUCCCCGAGCUGCGGCCUAUGAUUGGCAGUCUAACUAGGCCAGGUCGGUUCAUAGCUGUGAUUGGCCGAGGUGCCUGACCGUCGGCAUGCGGCCCUCCCCCGCCCGGAGAGAGAAUUAAAGGGCCGGCUCUCUGAGCGGCCGCGGGAUGCCCCCGUGCUGACCGCCGUGGGCCCGAGGCUGCCCGCGUAGACGCGCCUGGGUCGACCCCGUGCCACCAUGUAAAACGGCGCCGCAGGCGGACGCAGGAUUCUCCGCCCGGGACCCCUCCGCCCUGCCCUGGGCUACGGGGCCCUCGAUGAGGAGCCAGGUUCAGAGGCCUGGGAUGGGGGCUCGCUGGAAUCUGCACCUUUUUAGAUGCCUUCAGAAGCAUAGAGACACGCCAUGCUGACCGGGGUGACCGACGGGAUCUUCUGCUGCCUACUGGGCGCACCCCCCAACGCUGUGGGGCCGCUGGAGAGCGUCGAGUCCAGUGAUGGCUACACCUUUGUGGAGGUCAAGCCUGGCCGUGUGCUGCGGGUGAAGCAUGCCGGGCCUGCUCCAGCCCCCAACCCACCUCCACCACUGCCAGAUGCUGCCCAGGGGGACCGGUCUGGCUUGGUCCGCUGCCAGCGCCGCAUUACCGUGUACCGCAACGGGCGGUUGCUGGUGGAGAACCUGGGCCGGGCACCCCGUGCUGACCUCCUGCACGGGCAGAAUGGCUCCGGGGAGCCGCCGGCCGCCCUAGAGGUGGAGCUGGCGGACCCGGCAGGCAGUGACGGCCGCUCGGGCUCGGGCAGCGCCGGAAGUGGCAGCGGUGGCCGCCGGCGGCGAACCCGGCGCCCCAAGCGCACCAUCCACAUUGACUGUGAGAAGCGCAUCACAAGCUGCAAAGGUGCCCAGGCCGACGUGGUGCUCUUUUUCAUCCACGGUGUGGGCGGCUCCCUGGCCAUCUGGAAGGAGCAGCUGGACUUCUUUGUGCGCCUGGGCUACGAGGUGGUGGCACCCGAUCUGGCCGGUCACGGGGCCAGCUCCGCGCCCCAGGUGGCCGCAGCCUACACCUUCUAUGCGCUGGCAGAGGACAUGCGCGCCAUCUUUAAGCGUUACGCCAAGAAGCGCAACGUGCUCAUUGGACAUUCUUACGGUGUCUCCUUCUGCACGUUCCUGGCACAUGAGUACCCAGACCUGGUGCACAAGGUGAUCAUGAUCAACGGCGGGGGCCCCACGGCAUUGGAACCCAGCUUCUGUUCCAUCUUCAACAUGCCCACGUGCGUCCUGCACUGCCUGUCACCCUGCCUGGCUUGGAGCUUUCUCAAGGCCGGCUUUGCCCGCCAAGGAGCCAAAGAGAAGCAGCUGCUAAAAGAGGGCAACGCGUUCAAUGUGUCGUCCUUCGUUCUGCGAGCCAUGAUGAGCGGCCAGUACUGGCCCGAAGGUGAUGAGGUCUACCAUGCUGAGCUCACUGUGCCCGUCCUGCUCGUCCAUGGCAUGCACGACAAGUUUGUGCCGGUGGAGGAAGACCAGCGCAUGGCUGAGAUCCUGCUGCUGGCCUUCCUGAAGCUCAUUGAUGAAGGCAGCCACAUGGUGAUGCUGGAGUGUCCGGAGACGGUCAACACACUCCUCCAUGAAUUCCUGCUCUGGGAGCCCGAGCCCUCGCCCAAGGCCCUGCCUGAGCCCCUGCCCGCGCCCCCAGAAGAGAAGAAGUAGCCGCUGGGCCGGCCGGGCAUCGGGCAUCGCUUGGUAAGCCGCGGAGCAGCAGGAGGAAGCCAGGAGCAGCCCCACGUCCGCCGCGCGGACCACCUGGGCGGGCUGUUCGCUCCGGUGGGCGGAGUCAGGGUAGGGAGACGCCCCCAGGCCGGCUGGGUGGGGCACGGCAUUCUCCGGAGCCAAGUGGAUACACCGCUCUCCGCUUCCAUCCUGCCGGACCCAUCGGUGUUUGGGGCCGCAGCCAGAACCCCCGUGGAGGAUGACCUUGUACAGAAGUCCCUGCCCCUCAACGCCACGGCCGAGGCAGGCCCCCCCACCCCCUCUCUGUCUUCCGUGUCAGCCGUGCUUGAUCCUGGGACCCUCGGGGCCCCGCCUCAUUGCCCGAGACCCCCCCUACCCCCCAUUUCUUGGCGCUGGGAGCUAUUGUUGCCCAAGGGAGAGGGGAGGGAUGGGGGGGCUGGCGCCACUGAACCUGCACAUCUCAACUUGUAACUCAAUAAAAAGAAGCGACA